AUGGCCUCACUGGAGUUUGCCACAGUUCUGCUUAACUCUGGAUUGAUCCCAACAGGUUUUGAAGCAGUUCCCCUGGAGAUAAAUACACCCGAAGGGACGCCAGGUGGGGCAAGCGAAUUUUUUUCAAAACUUCUAGGUGGUGGGCCAAGUGGUGGUUCAGGUUCUACAUUUCCUGUAAAGGAGGGAGUUACCAGUGCCCAGGAUACUUCGAAGGAUGGCUCGGUAAAUUUGUAUUAUGCGGUGGUUGAAGGUGUCCUUUCUCUUGCCCAGCAUAUUCAAGGUAAGGAGGUUAAUGAAAAAGUCCUCUUUACCCUGGUCACUGCUCUUCAGGCAUCUGCUGUACCGAGUUGUAGUCGUCAGCUUGUAUGCGAGAGAGUUCACUAUGACCGCAACGAUCAUUUCCUCGCCAUUCGAGGUGAGGUUUUAUUGCUAGUUGUGGAAAGGCUGUUUGGGGUACUUACUCGAAACAACGCAAUUCCUCCACUGUAUGAAGAAGCUAAAUCUGCAUUGAAUCAUAUUGCUAAGGCAUUAUCAAAAGCUGUGGAACAUGAAAUGACUGAGGUGAGUGGAGUUGAGUUAGCCGGAUCUGGUGCAAUAGAGGAAGGGUUUCAGUCAGAUGCAGCAAAACUGUUGGAGUAUUGCUGUAGUUUAAUUAAGAUGCCUGUGGUGUCUUCUAUAUCUACUCAACAAACGGGAAACGCAGUUGGGGCUAUAGGCUUACCCAGUGAAUCUUCUAUGGUAAUGCUUACAGCACUUGGUCUUAUUCUUCAUUUAACUGUCAAUGGGGGACCAGUGUUCCGCAACUCCUCACUCAUUCUUUCGGUUUUGAAGUCUGCGGUGAUUCCUUCGACUUUGGGUACUGCAUUGCUAAAGGACCUGGAUGCAUUCCGUCUCUCGGUGAAUGUGCUACUGACGUGUUCAAUUAGCUUUGGUCCUCUCAUGGUAAAUGAGACUGAGACAAUAUUUCGUCAUUUAUUCUUCCGAGUGUUGGAAUCGAAAACAUGUUCCCUUGUUCAGAAGUCGCUGGUAGUUGAGGUUUUCCGACGCUAUAUUGAAGAACCACAAAACUUACUUGCUUUGUUCUUGAACUAUGAUUGUAAUGCACGUUCUCAGAGUGUAUAUGAGCAGAUGAUUGGAUAUUUGGUUGCUCUUUCUGAACCCCCUGGGGUAAAAGGCUCUGAUGCUUCGGGUCCUAAGGAUUCACUCUUUGAGAAGGUCGUAUUAGAUUUUUCGGUUCCCGAUUCAUUGCGAAGAAGUGCAUUAGCAACACUCUUAUUGGUUGCCUGUUCAAAUCGCCAGUGGAUUGAGCGGUUCGAAUGUGAUCAAAACAGGUCUUUCACCAGAGAAAAUUCUUCUACUAUACUACUGUCUCACCCAGAGCCAGCGAAAGACUACUUAGGAAAACAAUUGGAGACCCAAGGCAAUCUUUCAGUAUCUGAUACACUACCGAAUGAAAACGAUCAGUUUAUGGAGACGUUGCGUAUAAAAGAGGCAUUUCGUAAGUUUUUGUAUCAUAUGAAUGAGGCAAAAGACUCAGCAGCUGCAAUUGAAUUCCUUGCAAAAGAACCUCUUCUUGUAGCAGGUAUUGUCCAGGAAAAAUGCCAAACUAAAGGAAAUGGGGAGAAAACUGGGUUUGCAGCCAACAAUGAAUCAACGAUAGAUGCGGACACAACUACGGCAGAUCGUGCCGAGACUGUUGAAGCAGCAGAAGAGGAGAUGGAAUCCAGGGCAGAGAAAAUUGCUAUGUUUUUGAAGGAAAAAGAAGACUAUAUUGAUAAAUUAGUCAUUGGUGAGUUCUUUGCGAAGAGCUUUCGAAAACCGUAUUCGCGGCUUAUUUUUGUAAAGUGGAUUGAGCAACAUUCAUUUACUGGAAUGGCUCUUGAUGCGGCGGUUAGACUGUUUUUAGGUGGAUUCAAACUUCUUGGUGAAGCUGAAGUUGUCGAUAAAACAAUGGAGCUUUUUGCCGCGCAAUACUGCAAGGAAAAUCCAACGGCUUUUCGAUCCGCUAAUACGGCGUUGAUCCUAUCUUUUUCGAUAUGCAUGCUGAACACCGAUGCUCACAGUCCUCAUGUUAAGGACAAGAUGACACUUGAGGGCUUUAUUCGAAACAAUAGAGGCAUUGAUGAAGGCGAGGAUGUUGAUCCAACCUUAUUGAAAGCGAUUUACGAACGUAUUGUCUCAAAUGAAAUUAAGCUUCGUCCCACUAAGUUUGAUACUACUGCUCCGAGCUCCAAUUGUAGCAAUCGAGGCCGAAAUUCGUCAAAUCAUAGGAUUUCAUCUGGGGUCCUGGAGUCUAUUCCCAUACUCAGGCAUUUAGCUCCUGUGGCCAGAGCGAUAACGGAUACUGUAAUGAUACCGUUAGACGCUGCAGGCAAUGCCCUUUUUAAUACUGCUCAACGGAAACAACAGGAAGUUUACCAAACUGAGGUUCUCUCCGCCUUAAAGGAUGUGAUUGAGGCCCUUGACACAGCCAAUGCGCUAAAAUAUAACUUCGUGGAAGCCACAAGAAUUGAAAAUGCAAUUCCAAUGUGGGCAAUAACUGUUGACCCUUUGGUGAAAUGCCUUUUAUGCGCCUUUGAGAGGUUUUUUACCAUGGCUGAGGCUACUGUGUUGCCCCCGAAUGCACAGGCUGGCCUGGACGUAACUGUUCUUUUUCUUGAUGUGCCCCAAAAUCGAGAGUACUUUGAUAUUCUUCUUCGAGGUGUGGUCAACACUGUUCAUGUAUGCUGUGAUUUUGGCAAUGUGUCACAGGCUGAGGAUCUUAUUGAGAGACUUUUUUCGUUGACUCAACUUGAAAAAGUUGUAAGUAUUUCUCAAACAGCGAACUCUUGUGUUACCGUCUCAAAUGUAAUAUCAAAGCCGAGGAUCCAGUUGCUGGCAAUGCUCUUGAAUUUGUUUCCAAUUAAUGGAGCUUCACUAACAACGAGGGGAUGGCGUGUGGCGUACAAUGGAGUCUCGCUACUGGAUUUAAUUUCAAAUGGUGUCGAGGGCAUUUGGAAGAGACAACGCAGGAGGUUUACAUCGGGUGAAGGAAUGCAACCUCCUCCAGAUACAUGGUUUGGUUGUUUGGAGAACGUGCCUCCUUCCCUUGAUAAGAAUUCCAUCACGAAACGGUUUGCAAUUCUAUCUGGUUUGAGGUGUUUUGCUUCUGUGGAUAUAUGGCUUGAACGCUUGUUUGAUGCUACAGAGUAUCCAUCACAGACACGAGUUUUUAUGGCUAAUGCUUUAGUUUCUGUCUGCGAGAAGGAGUUGAAUUGCUCGCGUACAUUUUCUCUCACAAAACUAUUCGAUUUUGUCACAGUUUGUGCCUCAUUCAGUUCGCGAAUGCAGUGGAGAGACCUGUGGGCCCAUGCCAGCAAGGUUUUUACUUUGGCUGGAAAAAUGUCAUUUGAUAUUGCAACUUCUGCCUUGGGAGGCCUAAGGAUCAUAGCACUUACAUACCUCAUGCGUGAGGAACUCCUGAAUUACUCAUUUCAGAAGGAGGUCCUCAUACCCUUUGAGGCCAUUCUAAUGGGUAAUCAGAACGUCAUUAUUCGUCAAAAAGUAAUUGAAACUAUAGCGGAACUUAUUGAUUUUCGAGCUAGUCAUUUGGCGAGUGGAUGGAACGUCGUGUUCUCUAUCCUGAGCCAUAGUGCCGUGAUUCCAGAAGUCGUAAAAUCUGCAUGGGAUGUUUGUGAACGCAUUAUCACUUUGCAUAUAGGUCUUAUGAAGGACUGUUUCAGGGAUCUGGUCUUUUGCUUGACGUCUUUCGCCUGCAACAAUGUUGAUGAGGCUGUUGCCUUACUGAGUACUUCCUACCUAAAGGCAUGUGGGCAUUGGCUUCAGUUUGGCUUGGAACCACCGCCAGCGGAUGUAUGUGAUGCCAGUGGCGUAUCUGAAUGGGCAGGUCGAUACAAGGAUGCUGAUAGUGAAGCACGCGCAGCAAAGCUUACUGUUGGCUUACCGCGGGUUACUCUGUUGAUGAAUCCUAUCACUUCACUUCGAACUUUGGAGAAGCCGACGGGUCCAGCGGUAAAAACAGGUUAUCAUUUGUGGAUGUCACUUCUUGAAGGAAUGAUUCCUAUUAUUUUGGUUCAUCCUUCUGUUAGAGUAAGGUCACAUGUGAUCUGCUCGUUGUGGGCUCUCAUUGGACAGUACGCCAUCGCAUUUGCCGCUGAAAUUCAAGAUUCUCUUUUUAAGGGAAUCUUGAGGCCUGUUAUAUUAAGUCUUCUUAUGCAUACACCAGUCGAAAAGGAAACACCACUCGGCUCUGUGGAUUAUAAACUUUUGGCGUUUCUGAGUCUCAAAAGCAUGUUUCUUGCGUGUCGAAAGCACCCACGUCUCUUAUCUCUAGCAUGUGAGAUUUUUUCUUCAAUUUGCAUGACACCUUUGUCAUUGAAACAUAUUCAAUCGGGCCUCGUAGAUGUCGUUCUAAGAAUAUGCGUUGACUUGGAACUACGCAGGAAUGCUUAUUCUUUCGGCGUUUCAGUGGCAACACCUGAACUGUGGGUGAGUAGGCUGGUGCAUGAGUUGAUACAUGUAGGGCAUGUCGAUGUUAUCCACUUCAGGAGGACAACAGGGUGGACAGAACUACACCAUGCAGAGACUGUUACAGCAUCUGGUGUGAACCUGGAUGCCGGCUUGGGGGACGAAGCACGCACUGCCGUCAUUAAUACGGUUCUCACAUGUAUUACUGAUGGUGUUAUAACCCAGCUUUUGGCAACAACAAAGAGUUGUAGCGUACAGGAGGAUUAUCUCCUCUGUUGCAGGGCGACUCGUCGAGCAUACUUGAUUCUCGCCUUGUUCUCUUCGGCAGAUGCAACCGAAAAAGUGUUCCCCCUGCUUCUCUCUGGAUUUUGUGCCGAUACAGCAGAGGUGCCUGAGCAACAGCUCCUUAUUCCCUAUUUGUGUGUGCUUGUCGAAUUUGUGUUUGUUCUGCGUUCAAGUCCACCCACACCGAAUGAAACUCGGGCGCUACGUUCAGCAGUUGGCAUGAUGUGCCAGACAAUUCGACAUUCACGGGAAUUUUGUGUGCGUCAUCAAAAUGAACUUAUGGAUGUGUAUGAGAAUGAGAAGACUCAAGGAGAGCAGCCAUCAGCUACCAAAAAAUACAAGGGACGCGCGUUUAUCGAUGUUUUUCGCUCUGGGAGGGCACCAUUAACGGCUCGAGCAAAGCACAUUUCCCGUACCCCUCCAGAACGAUACCUUAACGAGUGGAAAUAUCUUACACACAUUCUUGGGUUGAAGUACGCUUUUGCGUUUGACGGUGUCAUAACUCGGAGUGCUGCUGCGGAGAAUGUGCGUGACCUCAUUUUGUUGCUCCCAAGUGAACUAGAAGAGGAGUUGACCGAAGCGUUCUUAAAUAGUUGUUGGGAUGAGAUUGACGUGGGGAUAAACCUUUUGAAAGGUUCGUCCCUGUCGCAUGCUCUCGUUGUGCUAGAACAAAAGAGAAAUGCGUCGGCAACAUAA
Molecule: messenger RNA, 5448 nt
Organism: Trypanosoma grayi
Lineage: Eukaryota; Euglenozoa; Kinetoplastea; Trypanosomatida; Trypanosomatidae
Product: ADP-ribosylation factor guanine nucleotide-exchange factor 1(brefeldin A-inhibited)
Exons: 1
Coding region: 1-5448 (1815 amino acids)
Biological process (GO): regulation of ARF protein signal transduction
Molecular function (GO): guanyl-nucleotide exchange factor activity
Source: RefSeq, a predicted model, not a curated record